Molecule: messenger RNA, 1912 nt
Organism: Alosa alosa (allis shad)
Lineage: Eukaryota; Metazoa; Chordata; Actinopteri; Clupeiformes; Clupeidae
Product: sushi, nidogen and EGF-like domain-containing protein 1
Exons: 13
Coding region: 729-1724 (331 amino acids)
Biological process (GO): cell-matrix adhesion
Source: RefSeq, a predicted model, not a curated record
CAGCUAUGGACACAAUAAUCAUAUUCUUAGACCCUGCCAGUCUGCACAUGACUCUAUACUAUACAGAGAUGCAUGGAGAGAUGGUUUAGGGACUCAGGAUCAUGAAGCAUGAUGUUUGAACCAUGACAUUGGUCAGCAGUUUCAAUUUAUGAAACAUUAAUGUAAUAUUUAAUAUAAUGUUCAUAUUCUUUAAAUCUGCAAAAUACCAACCAUAGCAAGUUUCUGAACACUAUAGAUGUAACAGAGAGGCGAGAGUUGGGUCAUGUGCACAGACAACAAAGGUACAUCACAAAGUGGAGUGACAGCAUACUUUACCUGGGCGGCGUCUGGUUUCCAAAGAAAGCAAUAAUUUAUUCUACUGGUUUUUGUUUUCUACUUAAAUGCGUGCUACAGCUGAUAGAGGGCCCAGGUGAAGCAUUGGGACUCCCCACAGAACAGCUCACAAGGGACUUUGGUGCAAGUGGCAAGUGACAUGAUCAUGAUGACCCCACUGUCAUUGACUCUCAUCAUGGUGGCAAUGACUGAUAGAGGGCCCAGGUGAAGCAUUGGGACUCCCCACAGAACAGCUCACAAGGGACUUUGGUGCAAGUGGCAAGUGACAUGAUCAUGAUGACCCCACUGUCAUUGACUCUCAUCAUGGUGGCAAUGACUGAUAGAGGGCCCAGGUGAAGCAUUGGGACUCCCCACAGAACAGCUCACAAGGGACUUUGGUGCAAGUGGCAAGUGACAUGAUCAUGAUGACCCCACUGUCAUUGACUCUCAUCAUGGUGGCAAUGAGUGGGAGCACCAGUGCCCUGGACAUUUUCUAUCCGUUUGGACCAGCUGCGGGUGAUACUUUCAGCAAUACUUCAGAUGACGGCAGCUCCCCUCUCAUUCCCCUGCAACGCUCAUUCCCUUACUUUGGUCGCACGUACCAGCAGAUAUACGUGAAUCACAAUGGACACCUCACUUUCAACCAGUCACUCUCUACAUUUACACCUACAGAGUUCCCUAAGAACUCGACCAGGGACAUUAUCGCCCCCUUCUGGACAGAUUUAGACAAUAGGGAAAAAGGGAACAUUUCCUAUCAGCAGUAUACUACUGGUGAUGUUCUUCAAAGCGCAACUCAAGAUAUCAACUCCAACUUCCCCAAUGUGCCUUUCACUGCUACCUGGGUGUUUGUGGCCACAUGGGACAGGGUGGCCUAUUAUCCAAACACAGGAACAGAGACGACCUUCCAGGUGGUUUUGAUUUCCGACAGUAAUCUGUCCUUUGUCUUCAUGAACUAUGGUGUUAUUGCCCAAACUGAAAGGAAGGUACAGGUAAGAUCACCACAGAUUUGUUUUUGUUUGUUUUUGUUUUUGCCAGUUUACUUUAACGCCUCUCUCCAGAUUGGAUACGACACCAUCGGCUCAACCCACCAUGGAUCUCUGCGCACCUGCUAUCCAAACAACACCAUAGACAUAGUGAACUUACACAACUCCAGCAACAUCAAUGUUCAGGGCCGCUGGGUCUUUGCUACGUUCCUCAGGUCAGAGGGCUUCAGAUGUACAAUCGAUCCAGGUGUGUCAUCUCCACAGCCAGAUAAUGUCAUUGGUAUGCGCCUGGAAGUUUCUACAACUGAAAGUCUAAGUGAGGCUGACAUUGAGGAGCAGAUACUGAAGCCAUUUGGAGACCUCCUAAAGAAGCAUGGAAUAAACGUCACUGGCAUACGCUUGCGAAGGUUUUACAAAACAGAACUCUGAGAGAGGAACAGAGAAGAGGAUGAGGAGGAUGCAGAAUGCAGGCAGAGUCAGCCCAAGCCCUUAUGGGGCCCCCCACCACCUUAGCGCCACCAAUAAUAUUGAAUAUGGUCAAUGUUGCACUGUUGGACUUACUCAUUUGCACCAUCACCAUGACACUCACUCUCACAGAGCACCUUACCUUACUAUGC